AUGUAUUCCUCUUCCAAUUCCUUCUUGAACCCCAAUGCGGCUCGCGCUGGCCAACCGCAGUAUGGCCAACCUCAGCAGCCAUUUGCAGGUUUUCAGCAACAGCAGCAGCAGCCCACUGGGUUUGCGCCGCAGCCGACAGGCUUUGCGGGCGGCCAGAUGCAGUCGAUGCAACCGCAACCUACCGGAUUUCCCGGAGGCCCAUUUCAGCAAUCGUCGUUCCAACCGCCUCCCCAACCUCCGCAGAUGACGGGGUAUCCUUCACAGAACCAGGCUUCCCCCUUUCAGCAACAGCAGCAACAGCCACAAGCGACGCAACAACAGUCGCUUGCUGCACCCCCAAUGCCUUCCCGCCCUGCUGGUCAGACCUCUUCACAGAUCGCGCAAUCGUUCCAACAAAGCUCUACCCCAACUCCUCAGGCACCUCAGCCCCAUUCGACGUCGAAGAUCCCGAAUAUGCGCCUUUCCUUCAUUACAUCGCAAGACCAGGCGAAAUUUGAGCAGCUUUUCAAAUCUGCGGUUGGAGAUGGGCAAUCAAUGGACGGUGAUACGGCAAGGGAUCUCCUUCUGCGCUCGAAGCUACCAGGGAGCGAUUUGUCGAAGAUUUGGGUUUUAUCUGACACCACAAAGUCGGGGCACCUUCUUUUCCCGGAGUUUGCGUUGGCUAUGUACCUAUGUAAUCUGCGGUUAACUGGCCGUGAACUCCCUUCGAUGCUCCCCGAACGAGUUCGAAACGAAGUAUCCAGCAUGGUGGAUAUCAUUUCAUUCGCUGUUCCGGAUGACCACCCUCCCGCUGUGCCGAAAACAAACGUACCCAGUUUUGAGCAGCCUUUAAUGCAAAAUACGUCCGCGCCACCAGCUCCGCAGCAGCCACAGCCUCAACAGCCUUCUAAUUCACAGCUUUUGUCGCAGCUAACGGCGCAGCCAACCGGCUUCUAUAACCAGGCAACCGGGUUUCAGCCGCCGUCUCUUGCACCCCAGCCGACAGGCUUUCCUCCACAAAAUACUUCUCUUCGAAUGCAGCCGACCGGACUUCAACCCAAUCCGCAGGCGACGGGCUAUACUGGGCCACGUCCUCCGAUGCCGCCGAUGCCUGCUGGGUUUGGCUCGAACUUACCUCCCUCGCAAACUGGUGCAACCGGCUUAACCGCCCAGCCAACAGGAAUGCCGGGCCAGUGGGGGUUUGUCAAUGCACCAGCUACCGGACUACCGAAUAUUGAAGCAUUGAAGCAGCGGUUGAUGCCACAGCCUGGUCGAGAAGGCGGCUAUACGACAGCAGGCCUUUCUGGAAACGCGACUAUUCCAUGGGCUGUAACCAAAGACGAAAAGAAGAUUUAUGACCAGUUGUUCCGCGCUUGGGACGGCCUCGGAAAAGGCUUCAUUGGCGGCGAUGUAGCCAUUGAAAUCAUGGGCCAGAGUGGCUUGGACCGUCAAGACUUGGAACGUAUUUGGACGCUUUCGGACCCCUACAACCGGGGCCGUUUGAAUAUGGAUGAAUUCGCUGUUGCGAUGCAUUUGAUUUACAGAAAGUUAAACGGGUAUCCCAUACCAAAUCGUUUACCUCCUGAGCUGAUCCCUCCUUCAAAACGAAACCUUGACGAUUCCAUCGGUACUGUGAAAUCUAUGUUGUCUCAGGAUGCAGAGCAGCGAAAGGCAUCAGGUGCUUUUCUCCAGCCGCAGAAAACUGGAGUUAGUUAUCUCAAAACUCAUUCUUUCCGUACCGGAUCUGCGUCCCCUGGAGUUGGCAGAAAGGAUGCGACUGUUUUCAAAAAUAAUGACGACGCAGCAGCGUACAAGUCGAGCGCCCGUCGCCGUGCUGGCGGCACCCCAUCUCCUUCGCCUUCUUCCACUCCGGCUGAGAAGGUUAAUGAUGACCUCCCUGUUGAACAAUUGAAGAAAAAGAUCCACGAGACAAAGAUUAUGUUGGACGCAACGGAUUUCAGGGACGAAAGCCGCGCAGAAGAGGACGAAGUACUCAACCGAAGGGAUAGGAGAGAGGCAGAGUCUCUCAUGGAACGCAUCCGACGGGUCCAAGACGAUAUUGACACGGAUCCCAAAGCGGCGUUCCGGAACGCUGACGCCGGCGCUGAGCGGCGUUCUUUAAGGCGUCAACUCCAAGCCUUCCAGGAUCAAUUACCACAAUUAGCGUCGGAUGUUCGUAAGCUAGAACGAUCUAUCGCAGAUAGCAAGCUAGAGCUAUUCCGGCUGAAGGACGCAAAAUUACAUCCUGGAACAGCAAUGGAUAUUAUUGGUACAGGCCCUGGUGGUGCUAUCACAGAAGCGGAUCGCAUCAAAGCUCGUGCCCGUGCAAGGAUGCAAGCUAGAGCAGCUGAGCUUGCAGGCCGACCACCGCCACAGGUUGACGAUGGAUCCGCUACACGACGCCUUGAAGAAGAAAAGGCAAGCGUGAUGGCCGAACGAGAGCGCCAUGAUGCUAUGACUCGGGAGGUUGAAGAGAGCGUAAAGGAGUUCUCUUUGAGCCUCGAAGAUAACCUAAAAGACCAAGAUGAAAACUCUACUCGUGAUCAUGAGAGGCGCCGCUGGGAGGAAGCCCUCGGGGUCGAGGAUCAAAUCAGAGAUUUCAUCUAUGAUUUGCAGCGGAACCGUAAAACAGCGAAAAUCCGCAAGGAUGAGGAACGCGCAUCCCGCGCCGAUAGCUCUUCUUACUUGCGCGCCGGAAACCAAUAUAAAAGUCCUUCUGCUAACGGUGAUGCUCAAAGAGAGGCGUCUCCCCUUCGGUCUACAUCUACAUCUCCUUCAUUUGCAGGAAUGACGCACGAAGAGCGUGUUCUAUCUGCACGGGAGCGUGCCCAAAAACGCAUUGCCGAAAGGAUGGCUGCUGCAGGUUUGAAACCUAGUUCCGAUACCGGUCCAUCCAUGUCGGACCGCCAGGAACGCGAGAGGCGAGAAAAGGAAGAGAGGCGUAAGCGCGCUGAAGAAGAAGAUGCGAAACGUGAAGCGGAGAGGCAACGGCGCCUUGCCCAGGAGAAGUCUGCAACAGCAGCUCCUCCUCCCAAGCCCGCAUCUAAAAAGCCGCCACCGCCUCCGUCCCGAAAAGCUAGGACUGACGGCAGUGAAACUUCGGAAGCGAAGAAGGCUGAAGAGACUGCUCUCGCUCUUAGAGCCAAAGCGCAGCAAGAGGAGAAAGAAAGAAUCCUAAGACAUGAACAGGAAGCGCAAGGAGCUGAGCGUAAACGACUUGAAGAGGAAGCUAGGUAUCAGGAAGAGGAACUUGCACGUGAGAAGCAGGCUGCUCAAGCUCGACUUCAAGCCCUAGAGGAGCAAGUUAGACAGGGCAAAAUAAAGAAGCAAGAAGAGAAACGUCGUAAGCAACAAGCUGAAAAAGACGCAAAAGAAAAGGAAGCUCGCCUCGCAAUACAACGUGCGGAACUUGAAGCCGCACAGGCAAGGGAGCGAGAACUUCAGCGCCAGCUUGAAAACAUGGGCGACGAGGAGUCUUCUUCGGAUGAUGAGGGCCCAAUUGAUCUUUCAGCCCAGGACAGUGUUCAUGAUUUCGGUCCACCACCCUCGGUCUCUCACCCAGCUCCACUUGCGGCGCCGCCUGCACCGCCCGUUCCAGCGAUUCAGGAGCCUAUCCAAGACGAGGAAUUUGAACAAACACCUACGCUCCAAAGCCCCGCGGUAACUCCCGAGUCUGUCAAACAAACCUUGCCUCCGGAUACUGAGUCCAGGAACCCAUACUUCCGCCAACUUAGCCAGUCCUCAGAAAAUCAACAGUUCGGAACUUCUCAAGUACCUCAAGCUGCUCCUGAGAUGCAAUCAACCAAUCCAUUCCAUCGCCUAGCACAGCAGGAAACCACCGCCAAAUCUACAUUUUCACCAGAUGCAACAGUUCCUGGACCGCUCGAACGUAAAUCGCGAGUUCGUCCUGAAGAAGACGAUUGGUCCGUUGCAGAAUCGGAGAACGAAUCGGACGAAGACGACGAUCGGGCCGCGGGCGGCAGUGCGAAGCAACUCGCAAGUAUUCUUUUCGGUACUAUGGCUCCUCCACGGCCGCUAAGCUCUAUGGACGACAAGUCGGAAUCGAAAACCGCGACGCCGGUUCAAGACGGCCCAAUUGCGCCUCCGCCUCCACCUCCGCUACCUGCAGCAGAGCCCGAGUCGGAACCAGAAUUUGAACAAGAACGAGAAACCAACGAUAUGUCUCCAGUGGCUCCUGAUGACUCUGGAUUUUACACACCACCCUCGAUCCCACCACCCCCUCCCCCGCCAAUCCCAAGUAUGGAAGCACCAGCGGGCUCACCCCCGCCUCCUCCGCCCCCCCCUGGUGCCGCUCCACCUCCACCGGGCGGAGCCCCACCCCCGCCCCCAGGUCCACCCCCACCACCCGCUCCACCUGGUUCCGCGCUAGGACCUACUGGACCAAGCGCUGGACGUGGAGCAUUGUUUGCUGACAUUAAAGCUGGAAAGGGCUUGAAGAAGGUUGCAACAAAGGAUAGGAGCGCGGCCGUAGCCGGUAGAGUAUUGUAG
Messenger RNA from Uncinocarpus reesii 1704, 4488 nucleotides. RefSeq lists its product as uncharacterized. Gene Ontology annotation, biological process: endosomal transport; endocytosis. Gene Ontology annotation, cellular component: plasma membrane; cytoplasm. The transcript is spliced from 3 exons. The record is from RefSeq and is a predicted model, not a curated record. NCBI's taxonomy places the organism in Eukaryota, Fungi, Ascomycota, Eurotiomycetes, Onygenales, Onygenaceae. The coding region runs from base 1 to 4488 and encodes 1495 amino acids. Gene Ontology annotation, molecular function: actin binding; calcium ion binding.